Molecule: messenger RNA, 2942 nt
Organism: Vicia villosa (hairy vetch)
Lineage: Eukaryota; Viridiplantae; Streptophyta; Magnoliopsida; Fabales; Fabaceae
Exons: 8
Coding region: 102-920 (272 amino acids)
Cellular component (GO): dehydrodolichyl diphosphate synthase complex; endoplasmic reticulum membrane
Molecular function (GO): ditrans,polycis-polyprenyl diphosphate synthase [(2E,6E)-farnesyl diphosphate specific] activity
Source: RefSeq, a predicted model, not a curated record
UCUCUCUCUCUCUCUCUCUCUCUCUCUCUCUCUCUCCUCGCUCAAUCUUCCACCCAACUUUUCUCUGCUUCAUUUUGUUCUCUCAUUAGCUUUAUCUAUUUAUGCCUGCAACAAAUUCACUACACAGUACGCUACUCAAUUUCAUUAGGAUAAUGGAUUUCAUACAUGUACCUCACAACUUGUAUCAUAUUAUUGUUACUAUUGUAAAUCUUGGGCUUCAACUACUGUGGUACUUUCUGCAAAUCAUUGUCAGCGCUUGGUAUUACAUAUUAGCCGUGGGUAAUUUGUUUGAGAGCUAUUUCAUCUCUUAUGGAGUAUUGAAAAAAUACAAGUCUCUUCGUAUAGGAAAGCUUCGGUACCUUGCCGUUGUCAUAGAGAGUGAAGAUGCUUAUCAAACAUCAAAGGUUGUUAAACUUUUGCAGUGGCUGGACUCAAUUGGUGUUAAAAAUGUAUGCCUUUAUGACAUGAAUGGAGUGUUGAAAAAGUCAAAGGUGGCCAUAUUUCAAGAAAUGAAGAAUGCAAAAUCCAUAGAGGAAGUUAAUGAUGCUGUGACACACCAUGUACCAGAUCACAUGACCCUAGAAUUUGUUUCUUAUGUUGAUGGGAAGGAAGCAGUGGCCAAAGCAGCUAACUUGAUUUUUGUUGAGAAUUCGAAACGACAUAACUUAGGUGGAGAACUGGAUUGCCAGAUAUUAUUAGAGUCUCACCUGAAUCAGGCACUGCAAAUUGUUGGUUGCAAAGGCCCUGAACCUGACCUUUUACUGGUUUAUGGACCUGUUAGGAGCCAUCUUGGUUUUCCUGCCUGGAGAAUUCGGUAUACAGAGAUAGUGCAUAUGGGAUCGUUGAACUUCAUGAGACACGGUUCCUUAAUUAAAGCCAUUUACAACUUCACAAAAGUGCACCAAAAUUAUGGUACAUAGAAAAGGGAAUGAAUGAGAAGUAAAUUAUAACUGUGCAAGUCCAAAGAAUAGGCGUGAAGAAUAGAAACCUACCUAGCUAAGCAUCUUGCUGGUAAUGUGUAAAUUGUAAACUUCAUAUUUUUGAAAACGUGUAUGGUAAUUGGUAUAGUUUAAGUGCACUUUUUUAACAAAAAAAAGAAAGAAAGAGUAACACAAGCUUAAGAGCAAUUUUUACAGACUUCAUGUUUAUUUUACAAUGGUUUUAGAUAACAUGUCUUGUAAAUAUAUAAUUUAUGCUACAUUUUAAAAUAUAUUUUACUGCAUAUAGUUUUAGAAUUAGUUAUUGUAAAUUUGAAGAUUACGAUAUAAAAAUGGAAAGGGAGGUAAAGUGUAAGAAAAAAGGGCAAAAAACUUGUCCUCUUCGUUAAAAAACUGAAAAAUGUGUGAAUGGGAAAAUAUCCAAAGUUACAACCAACUUUGUGCCAAUCACAGUAGAAGUUUCCUGGAAAGUUCCAGAAAAAUAACAUAUUUAUACUGACAUGUUUUAGGAGAGGGAUUUAGCCAAAAGGAUUUCGUCUGCAACAUUAAGAUUUCCCCCAUUAAAAAUGAUAUUAUUUCUAGCAAAGCCAAAUUGCCCUACAAACCAAAAUAAUAGCCUAAAACCUUUAUUAAUCUUGCCUUUCAUCAACCUGUCAAAGAACAACACAUGCUUGAAAAUGCUGGUGGCAGCAGAAGUAGGAGUGCAACCAUGUCCAAUCCACUCCAACACUUUGCUCCAAAUUAACGCAACUUUUGGUCACAGCAAAAACAAAUGAAUGUGAGUUUCAUUAGUACCAAGACACACCAGACAAUGUAUUAUAAUGACCAAUGAUGAUACCUCGCUUUACUAACUCGUCUUUUGUUUGGAGACGGUUGAGGAAAAGCUGCCACGAGAACACUUGGAUGUUAGAUGUAAUAUUAGCCUUCGCAGAGUCUAAGAAAGCUCUGGAGAGAUUGAAGAGUUGUCGCUAGAGAGAGCUUGGAGACGGAGGAAAGCAGAUUUGACUGAGUAGCAGUCCAAGUUACACCACUAAAUAAACCGAGUUUUGGGCAUAAGCAGAGGGAGAGAUCGAGAUAAGAUGCAAUUGAGCUCCUCCUUCUCCAAAGCUACAGCAACCGGCAGCGGGCCUUGAGCUGAAGAAAAGGACCACUGCCAAAUACCACCUGCCCGCAUUCCAGAAUCAUUAACUUUGAUUUGUUAACCUGCAAAUAGCCAAACACAACAUCAAAUUGCAACAUUAAAGGCCUAACGCCUAUCCAAUGGUUCCUCCAAAGAUCAAUACAAGAAAUGUCCCCUAAUUUACAUGAAACGCUAUUACCGAACCAGUUGGUAUCAUCGCCGGAAACCCCAAUGCAAAGCCUUAAAUCUCUCCACCAAAUAAACCACUUGUGAGAAUUAACCUGCCACGAAGAGUCAAUGAUUAAACCGCCAUAUUUGUGCUCUAGUAGAGAAUACCAAAUUGUAUCUUCAUCACUGUUUGAAACAAUUCACCAAGCUCAUUUACAAAGGCAUUCGAUUAUUUGAUUUAGUAUAGGUGAUUGCCUAAUCUGUUUAAUAAAUGCCGCACUUUAUUGAAAAUUUCAAAAAAUCUGGAUAUUACAAGUGCAAUUGUAUUUGUUGCAAUUACAAAUGUGAUUUUGGUUUGUAUCCAUUUACAUUCAUGAUUCAUUUGGGAAAUACUCUUUCCAUCUUAUGUGGUGCGCCCGACACUUCUUAUGUUGUGCGCCCAACACUUCGGGAAAUCCAAAAAUGUCAUUUCAUUGUUCGGAAAUGCAUCUCCGGGCGCACCUAAAAUCAUACAAGUUUUCGUAAUUCAACCACACGCCUCAUUUUUACCAAAAUAUGGUUCAGAGAUGCAUCUCUGUAAAAUUUUUGGGGUGUAUCUGGAGAUACAUCUUCGAAAUAUCCCCAGAAGUCAUUUAAAAGAUAUUGGAGAUACGCCUUAUUUUAGAGAUGUAUCUUCGAAAAUCCUUUGAAUGAUUUCAAGGCAGCAACAAUUUCCU